Messenger RNA from Chlorella variabilis, 453 nucleotides. RefSeq lists its product as hypothetical. The coding region runs from base 1 to 453 and encodes 150 amino acids. Lineage: Eukaryota; Viridiplantae; Chlorophyta; Trebouxiophyceae; Chlorellales; Chlorellaceae. The record is from RefSeq and is a predicted model, not a curated record. The transcript is spliced from 4 exons.
AUGGUGGGAGGAUUCUUCAAUGGUGGCUGCUACGCCAAGCCAUACUGCAACCUGCGAUACAAUACCGGCACCAUGAAUGUUUCUAUCGUGGGCAAGUACUGCGCCAGCAACCCGUAUGUGUGCGCUGAAUGCUGCGUGGAUGGCGACUGCCCCAACGUCGCCAGCGGCCAGAAGUGUGAGGAAGGCUACUGCUCUUCCAAUGGCUGCACCGUGUUCCAGUGCUGGCAGGGCACCAGCAAGCAAGUCUGCAAGAUUGACGGCACGGGCUGCGCGACAGGCUGCGGAAUCAAUGAGUGCAGCGAUCCGCAGUGCUGCAACAGCGUCGAGCCCGACUGCUCCAACCUUAGCAACAUCCGUGUGCAAGGCCGCGAGUGCGCCCAGUCGUGCACCACGACAGACCCGCUCUACGAGCCCGCAAACUUUGGCGUCUACUCCAGGAAGCGCUAUGCAUGA